Ruditapes philippinarum (Manila clam) is the source of this 6303-nucleotide messenger RNA. RefSeq names its product EF-hand calcium-binding domain-containing protein 6-like. Bases 132 to 4640 code for a protein of 1502 amino acids. Gene Ontology annotation, molecular function: calcium ion binding. The record is from RefSeq and is a predicted model, not a curated record. Lineage: Eukaryota; Metazoa; Mollusca; Bivalvia; Venerida; Veneridae. The transcript has 32 exons.
GAAAUUUAGCGAUACAGUCAACUAUAUACAUGUCCGUCUUAUUUUGCAUGGCAACCAAGCAAGAAACAGGUGCUGGAUGUCCUUUCACUGAUGUUUAAUUUGUGUUUCUGGAUUUAAAACAAUAAGAAAACAUGGCAUCUGUCAUGUCUGGUUUCCUACCUGAUUCAUCAGGGGUCCAGUUUACAGCACGUCCUGCACUAAGAACAAGAGACUGUUCUCGUAAUUCAAUGAGGAAUGGGCGUUCAUCUUCUGUUGGUUCAGCAUCAGAUAAUGGUAUUCUGUCUCCAAAUGCUAGUUUAUCUAGUAUAGAGAUAGAAGCCUUGCUGAGAGAGAAGGUGAGGGCCAAGUCUGACAGCAUCAUACAGGCAUUUAGAACGUAUGACGUUGAUCAGACUUCCAGUGUAACUAAAGGCGAGUUUAGGCGGGUUCUUGAGUCCUACUGUAGCCCUCUUACCACAGACCAAUUUGAAGCAGUUCUUGCUAAGGUGAGCAAAAAUCCCAAUGGAACAGUGCGCUAUGCUGAUUUCCUGGACAAGUUUCAUUCAAAUGGACAGUCAAAUUCCCCAGCAGCCCGUCAACAGGUCAACAGAAUUACAAAUGGUGUACCAAAAUUGAUUGAAAAGCUGCUGAAAGAAAAGAUUGAGAGUAACCUGAAGUCAGUUGUGAAGGGUUUACAGUUGUUUGACUAUAAUCGUGAUGGUCGUAUACAGAGGCAUGAGAUGAGGAGAGUUAUAGAGAACUACUGUUUUAAACUCUCAGAUCAACAAUAUGAUAAAUUGUGGCAGAGAUAUGACUUCCAUCAUACAGGGAUGGUGAGCUACAAAGAUUUUCUCAGUCGUUUAGGAGUCAGUGUACAAUCUCGUAACAAACCUCCUCAAGAAGGUGCCAUGGCAGAAGAGGAAGAAGAAGAUGACCCUGCCCUGAACUGGCAACAGAAUACACCUCACCCACAUAUGAGGAACUUCAAACAGAGACAAGAAGAUGAACACAUGUUACAGGCAAUGAACUUUAGAGAAAUUGAAAUAGAAUUUAGGAAAAGGAUGAGAGACAACUAUGUGAAUCUGAAGAAAGCAUUUAUGGUGUUUGAUACACAUCUAGAUGGUUUUGUCUCUGUGGAGAAUCUUCAGUCUAUUCUAACACAGUUCACUAUACCAAUGUCCAAACAACUCUUCUCACAAAUCAUGGAUAAAUGUGGAGUGAAAGCCACUGGCAGGAUUGCUUGGGAAGAUUUUCUUGAAAAGUUUCAAGAACCAGUUAUGACUGGAAAUGGACAAACACUACCAAUAAGACCCAAUCACAAAUUUUUCCCAAUUAAAGAAGGGAUUGAGACUGUAGAAGUUGAUGAUAUAUGGAAACUGCUUUAUAAGCAUGUUCAAAGCAACUAUGGUUCAUUUAAACAAGCAUUCCUCCAGUUUGAUGUGAACCGCAAAGGAAGAGAGGGACAUAAGUGGUUGAACUCUGUUCAUAAAGUCAAUGAAAGCAACAAACCGGCAAUUCUAGCCUGGGAAACAAUAGAGGAGAUAUUGAAGGAAAAGAUAACAGAGUACUGGAAGAAUGUAUCAUCAGCAUUAUUAGAUUAUGACUACAAGGGCAAUGGUUACAUCAGUCACAAAAAUCUGAGGAAAGUCAUCGAUAAUUAUGUCCUACCUGUAUCAGAUGAACACUUUCAAAGUAUGUUGAAUCGUUGUGAAGAUAGAACAGACAGUCAAGUUAACUAUGUAGAAUUUUUGGAGAAACUGAAGGUUGAUGUGAAGCCGAGUGACCUUGAAGGUUUGAGUACACAGAUAUUUAAUGGUAGUAUAGAGAGAGAGAUGAAGAGACAGGAAGAUUUACAAUAUAGAAAUAAUAAAAUAGCUGUAGCGGCCCAUGUGAGAACGAAUGAAAUGACAGCUGAUGAGGUGAUAGCUAGAUUAAAGGACAGGAUGGCACAACAUAGUCAGGAGUUCAAGACAUUUGCUUUCCUUCAUACGAUGUUAGAGGCAAAGGGGUUUCGGUUUUUCAAAAGAAAGGGUUUUGGGCUGUCACAGGUUCUUCUGUCAUUUGGGUUUUCUAUGUCUGAUGAACAGUUCAACAUUCUUGUCUCAAAACUUAACUUCAAUGAACGCGGUCGAAUGCAGUAUACAGAUUUUAUAUCAAAUUUUAACGACCCUCGGCAUGGUGGCCCAUCGGAGGAUAUUGUAAGAUCUGGUAAUCAUCGUGUGAAUGCAAUCAGGGGAGAUCAAUUUGGUAUGAGCAUAGAAGAGGUGGAGAAAAAAUUAGCGAGCAAAUUAAGAGAAAACUUUGCUAAUUUGCGAGGUGCAUUCUACAAGUUUGAUGACAAUCAUAAAGGAGCUCUUACCAAGGAUAGUUUCCGUCGACUGUUAGACUCAUUUUUGUGUUUUCUUAGUGAUGAACAAUUUGAUGAAUUUUGCAAUAAACAUGGAAUUACAAAAAGUUCAAAAAUAACUUACCCGGAAUUCCUGAAUCGGUUUGAAGUAAGAGAUACAGUGGAGGGACAUAAAUGGCUGAAAUCAGUACAUAGGUUCAAUGAAACUCAGCCAACACCAGAAUUGACAGCAGAAGAUGCUUUUGAUAUAAUCAGGAGAAAAGCUCAUCAGCAGUUCAAAGAUAUAUCUCAGGCUUUCAUCAAGAUAGGUACAAACAAAUCAAGUGGUGUACUGAAGAAGAGAGAUUUACGUCAGUUACUGUUAACAUUUGUAAUGCCUGUAUCAAAUGAGGAGUUCCAAAAACUCUGGCUUAUGUUCGAUACAGAGAAUGUAGGUUACAUUACCCAUGAUACAUUCCUGCAGAAGAUAGGUGCAUCUGAGUUUACUCCGGGUGAUUUGUUUGGAAUGAGUUCUAAAAUAAUCGACCAAAGUCGUCAGUUUUUGGAGGAUCAUAAUGAGGAACAACAACAGAAACAUGAGAGAAUUACACAUAUACAGGCUAAUCGUGCUGGCUUUAUGACUGUAGAAGAUGUGGAAAAAGCCCUCAAGGAUAAGAUCCGUGACAAUUACGAUGAUUUCAAUAAAGCAUUCAGAAAAUAUGACACAGAGAAACGAGGGUCACUCUCCAUUAAUGAGAUACAAAAAGUUCUCAUUGACUUUAACCUCUUCCUAGAUGAUGAACAAUUCUUCACACUUCUUGACAGAUGUGGACUUACUACCCGUAAAAGUAGAUUAAAUUAUGAACAGUUCCUGGCAGCUUUUGAAGAGGGUCGUAAAUCAAGUUAUGGUCAACGGAAGGGGGAUGUUCAAAUAGAAGAACAGCCAGAUCUGACCAAUCAGGAGGCAGAACACAGACUACGGGAAUUAGUGGCAUCACAAGUUGAAGUUUUAGAAAGGGCUUUUGGUGCGUUUGAUAAGGAUUGUAGUAGCCGUGUAACUCUGACCGACUUCAGACGUGUACUCGACUUGUUCUGUUUCAAGUUAACAGAUGCACAGUGGAAAUUUAUUGUACCAAAAUUAACUGUAACCGGGGACAAAGUCAACUAUUGUUUAUUCCUGGACAGUUACACAAUGUCAGAACAAGAGUACAAGAGAGCACGUAUUAAAGAACAAGUACAAGAUCUAGACUGGAAGGAUUCAGAGAGGUGGUUGGCCUCUUUACAGAAGUCUAUACGUUCACAGACCCCUCAUUUGAUGGGCACAGAUGAGGUAGAGUUGAGGCUACGAGAGGCUGUAAUGGCUCACCCCUAUAACCUCGCACAGGCAUUCCAGGAAGCAGACUUUGCCAAUAUGGGAGUCGUUUCAAAAGAUGAUUUUAAAUCUGUUCUCAGUAAAAAUCUCUUCCGACUGUCAGAUGAACAGUAUGAGAGGUUAUGGCCAUGCCUGUCUAUCAACGAGUUUGGGAAUGUGAAUUAUCAUGAAUUCUUGAAAAAGUUUUCGAGUGAGCCACCAAGACCUACAAUGUUACCCCCUCCCACGCCACUUCAGAGGUCAAACUCUGUUCUAAAUACCAAUAGGAGACCUGACAGCAUGGCACUGAGAAGAUCUACUACCAGGCUUGACAUGAUGCGUCCCGGGGCAAUGUCAAGGUCACAGAGUAGGAUGGCCACACCCCUUGUAAAUGCUGAGGUUGCUGAAAAUGUUGUAAAGAACACAAUAUACAAAAACUGGAAACAAAUACAACAAAUGUGUCGACAGAAAGAUGUAGACAACUCGGGAACCAUCAAUGUUGUAGACCUUAAAGAAAUAUUAGUUCGCUAUGGAAUGGAUUUGAGUAGCCAAGAAUUUUUAGACCUAUUAACCAAGUAUGACUUGAAGGAGAAUGGCCAGUUCUGUUACUCAGAUUUUCUACGCCACUUUAUCUUGAACUUGAAACCCCAGGAUGAGCCAAAAUCACUACUAGCAAGAAGGAAAAUAGCAACACCAAAAAUAGCAAGGAGUGCUGGUUCGACCAGUACACAAUUUUUCAGUGCCAUGAUGCGACUUCAAGAUUCUGUCAUGACAAACUGGAAGGAAAUGAGACGUCAGUUCCGAGCAUUGGAUCAGGCUGGAACCGGUUUGGUAGAUUCCGUAGAUUUUCGACAUGUUCUACGUCUGUUUAGUGUGAAUUUGGACGAGGACGAGUUUUACCAUGUGAUGUCUUACUAUGAUAAACAUAUGGAUGGAAAAAUCAGCUAUAAUGACUUUAUUAGGGCUUACCUAAACAGUUCAUGAGGCAACAAGAAAGAAUUUUGUUUCAGAGCUUAUAUUGUCUGAUGUUUUAUACUCAGUAUUGAAACCUUUGGUGAGAUUUUACAAACACAAGUGCUUUAAACAGUCAUACCAGUAUUAUAUGGUUUCAGAAUAAGAAAUAUUUAGAGUAAUUUUUGUAUCAUACAUUUUAUUAUUUUGUUGACAUUUAUUUAUAUUGAACCUGUUAUGCAAAAAAAUUUUUUUAAUCAAAUUACUUUUUGAAAAUCAAAUAAAAAUAGUAAAAUGAAUUCAAUGUGUAUAUAAUUUCUUUUUUUCACAUCAGUUUAUUGGAAAGCCUGUGAUGAGAAUAAUCUGUGAUAAUAAGGGGUACAAUAGAAAUGUUGUUUUUUUAUCAAUUUUGUUUUUAUAUGAUUACCAUUAACUGCCAAUUCUUUGUUCUUGUUUUCAUUUGUUAUGUUUUUAUUAGCUCAACUGUGCUCAGAGGUGAGCUUUUAUGAUUGCAUGAUGUUCGUCUUCGUAUUCAAUUUCUUUAAACAGCGUAACCUCUACAGCAUGGUACAUUUUGACCAAACUGUACACGAUUCUUAGUUUGUCCUUCAUAAAAGUUUUAUAAAUGAUUUUAGAUUGAUGCAAAAGUAGAAUACAGGCUUUGGGAUUAAUUUCAGUCUUCAAGUUUGGACCUUUUGUACAUGUGACCAAAUACUGUAUUUUAAAAAUUGACAUUGUCUAGCAACAGAUCUCAAGUGAGCAAUAAGAGCCAUUUUGGCCUUCUUGUUUAUUUUGUUUAAGCAAGCCAUGUGAUUUUUGCCAAAAUGAUGUUUUCACUGUUAAGCCAAGAAAACACAUCAAUUCUCAAACGCUGUACCAAAAUAUAUACAUUGUUUAUAAAGUAGAAGAUAAUCAGUAGCAUGACCUGUAUUUUGAAUGUUGUCAUAAGAACUAUCACAUUUAUAUGAAAAAAGGGCGCUUCCUAUAGAUGUGUCUAGCUGAUUAUACAUAAUCUAUUCUAAUUUGUUAAAUUUUCUUCAGAUAUUUUCCUGCUGUACUCUGAAUGAAAAUAAAACAACAAAGUAUAUUUCCACGCAAGUAAAUUUGAAACUUAUUUCCAAUUCCAAUUAUGUCUUAUAUCUGUUUUGUGUGUGACCAUUUAUUAUUCUAUUAUAUUUUUUUUUUUCUUGUUUUUUUAAAAUGCCCUUGAUUUUGUUGAACAAGGACUUUGUUUUACUAUUUUUGUUACCAUUUGUCCUUUUACAUACAUGUAGUCCAUUUAUUCAUGUAUUUAUAUUUUUCAAAUACUACAUGUAUUUAAGGUUUUAGCCAAAAAGAAUCUGUGAUCAAAAUUUUUGAUACCUACAUGUAAUUUUAUAUGAUGUAGAAAGACGUUUCAUUUAUUUAUUGACUUAUUUAUUUAUGAUAGUUGCUUGAUUUAAAAUUUGUCAUUCAUUAGUAACCUAUAUUUAGCCAUCCUUUAUGUAAAAGCAUGAAAAUGAUUUUGUUAACUUUUAUUGCUUUAUAAAUUAUAAUUUAAAUCCAUAAGUUAAGAUUGGUUUAUAUGCAAGAAGUCAAGUCUAAAGUAAGUAUGAAAUAUGUGUUUUGGUACUGUCAUAGUUUACAAUUAAUAAAGAUUCCAAAAAGGGAAGAUUUUUUAAGAGUAACAAAAGCAAAAAUAAAAGUUGAAAAUUGA